Molecule: messenger RNA, 851 nt
Organism: Planococcus citri (citrus mealybug)
Lineage: Eukaryota; Metazoa; Arthropoda; Insecta; Hemiptera; Pseudococcidae
Gene: RpL10Ab
Product: ribosomal protein L10Ab
Exons: 5
Coding region: 157-810 (217 amino acids)
Biological process (GO): maturation of LSU-rRNA; translation
Cellular component (GO): cytosolic large ribosomal subunit
Molecular function (GO): structural constituent of ribosome; RNA binding
Source: RefSeq, a predicted model, not a curated record
CGUUGCGUUUUCUCUCUGUCUUUCGUACAGUGGAAUGAAGUUGGUAAAUUAAUUCCCGAUAAAAUCGCCUUUUUUAUUAUAAAAUAAUUGAAUUUAAUUCAUUAUUCGAAUUAAUAGUGUUCUUGAACAACGCCUUGAUCACCUCAUCCAUCCAAAAUGUCGUCGAAAGUUUCUCGUGAUACGCUGUACGAAUGCUCCAGUGCUGUGUUAAUGCACUCCAAAACGCACAAAAAGAGAUUCCUCGAAACAGUCGAAUUGCAGAUUGGUUUGAAGAACUACGACCCCCAAAAAGACAAACGUUUCAGCGGAACCGUAAAAUUGAAGAAUAUCCCUCGUCCUAAGAUGAAAGUUUGCGUUUUGGGAGAUCAGCAGCAUUGUGACGAAGCUAAAGCUAACAAUGUCCCAUUCAUGGAUGUCGAAGCUUUGAAGAAAUUAAACAAGAAUAAGAAAUUGGUCAAAAAAUUAGCUAAGAAAUACGACGCGUUUUUGGCUAGUGACGCUUUGAUUAAACAAAUCCCUCGUUUACUCGGACCCGGUUUGAAUAAAGCUGGUAAAUUUCCUGGUUUAUUAUCUCACCAAGAAUCGAUGUUGAUGAAAAUCGACGAAGUCAAGGCUACGAUUAAAUUCCAAAUGAAAAAGGUGUUGUGUCUUUCUGUUGCUAUCGGACACGUCGGUAUGAGCCAAGAUGAAUUGGUGCAGAAUGUUCACUUGUCUAUCAAUUUCUUAGUUUCGCUGCUGAAAAAGCACUGGCAAAACGUACGAUCGUUGCAUAUUAAAUCUACGAUGGGACCACCCCAAAGAUUGUACUAAUUUUGAUUGAUUGUUAUAACGAAUAAAGGAUUUUUAUCGAG